AUGGAGCCGUGUCACAUUCAGCUCUUCUGUCCCGUGCAGGAGGUGCAGACCAACACCGUGUCCCUGUGGUCCUACAUUAACAGCCAGCCGGAGGACUUCACCAACCCCUUCUACGUGGACUAUGAGCACCACGUUCUGUGUCCGCUGGUUUCCUCCAGACAUCUGGAGCUGUGGACGGGCUACUACGCCCGCUGGAACCCGCGCAUGAGACCACAGGUGCCGGUGCAUCAGACGCUGAAGGAGCUGCUGUUCUUAAGAGCGGAGCUCCAGAGGAGUGUGGAGGAGCUGCAGAGAGAUGCCACCUCCCGCUCCUCAUCCUCCUUCUCCGAACACUCCCCCUCACACACUGCGGGAACUCCUCUGCACAGUGUUGUCUGACACACAUGCACACACACAUGCACGCACACACACAGUUAAAUGCAUGUUUCAGCCCAAGUACUACAAAUACUGAUGUUUACAAUAGAAAGGAGGCUUUACAAAGAGAUUUUUAAUUUUAUAAUAACAUUCUUAAAUACACUUUUAGCAAAGUAAAAUGACCUCCUGGAGAUGUUUUUAUAGUUAAAAAAGUAUUUAAAGAAAGUAUUAAAAAUGUACGGAGCCCCUAAAGGGACAGGGGGGAAAAAUAAAGAUGUAAACGUACUUUUCCCUGUGAUAGUUGCAGUAGUUACGGCAAUAUGGGGCACUGAAUCUGAUGAAUGUCUAUCAGACCACAAAUGAGACGAGCAUUAGCUAGCUAGCCACAGCCGCUAACUGAAGUUCCAUCUUCAAAGCUACAGAGCGCUGCCGUACGCUAACUAGCUAGCUAGAGAAAAGAAUUAGCUAGCUAGACUUUUCUCGUUUGUGGUCUGAUAAACACUAAAUUCAUCAAACUCAGGGCUCCAUAUCUCUAUAUCUCAAGUAGCUGUAGCUGUCACAGGGACUCCAAUUUAACAGAAACUUAAGAAAACAUAAUAGUAUUUCUCUUUUUUUCCCCCAUGUCCCCUUAGAGGCUCUGUAGAAACUAUCCUGACACGAAGCCUGUGCUUAUUAUUUAUAUUAUUUAAAAACAAUUCCAAAAGCACAGCUCCCCGGUACUGUGGGACUCUUACCAUUCAACUCAUGAGUGUAUGAAGAAGUGCUAUUUGUCUCAGGGCUCACUGAUUCACAUGACUGAAAGCUGCCAGUAACACGCUUCCUCUUCCUUCACUUUGUUAUGACCUUAGAAUCGUCGUGACUAACGCAACAGUUCUGUCCAAAGUCACGGGCGGAAACAGAAAAUGUAAAAAUAUAUUUUUUGGAACAGGAACCACAGAAGAAAGAAUCCUGGCAUCAUUAUCCUUCACCUGCUGCGUGUUUUCCUUUAUUUGUAUUUAGAAAUAGCUUUUUUAAAUUGUAUUUGUCCUUCUUUACAUUGCCUUUCCAUGUGCCAACAGUGUCACUGCCCCCCCCCCCCCCCCCACCUUGUCUUGUACUGUAAAUCGUUGUCACACAUGAGCCAAACUACAGAUAUGUAGAGUAGCCCAGACUAGUUAGAAAUAAGCACACCUCUUAUGUAUCAUUUGUCUGUUUUAUACAGUGUAAUUAUUCCAAUGCUAUUUAACCCAUUAACACUGUCUACCUGUGGCAUGCGAUUGUGCAAAUCCUUUUUCUGUACGUGAUGUUUCUAAUAAUGAGAAGUUAAACCUCCUAAAUGAGCCAUAAUCACUUCUGACAUUCCAUUUAAAAAAAUAAAAAGGAACAAUUGAAA
This is a messenger RNA of Anarrhichthys ocellatus (wolf-eel), 1726 nucleotides long. It is a transcript of the gene mtmr1a, whose product is annotated as myotubularin related protein 1a. The record is from RefSeq and is a predicted model, not a curated record. Gene Ontology annotation, molecular function: phosphatidylinositol-3,5-bisphosphate 3-phosphatase activity; phosphatidylinositol-3-phosphate phosphatase activity. Gene Ontology annotation, cellular component: cytoplasm; membrane. Bases 1 to 378 code for a protein of 125 amino acids. The transcript has 3 exons. Lineage: Eukaryota; Metazoa; Chordata; Actinopteri; Perciformes; Anarhichadidae. Gene Ontology annotation, biological process: phosphatidylinositol dephosphorylation.